Molecule: messenger RNA, 2853 nt
Organism: Acanthopagrus latus (yellowfin seabream)
Lineage: Eukaryota; Metazoa; Chordata; Actinopteri; Spariformes; Sparidae
Product: dual specificity protein phosphatase 7-like
Exons: 3
Coding region: 401-1510 (369 amino acids)
Biological process (GO): protein dephosphorylation; negative regulation of MAPK cascade
Cellular component (GO): cytosol; cytoplasm
Molecular function (GO): protein tyrosine/threonine phosphatase activity; MAP kinase tyrosine/serine/threonine phosphatase activity
Source: RefSeq, a predicted model, not a curated record
CAAAAAAAAAGAAAAGAAAGAAAGAAAACCCUCCCAUGCAUCGGAAUGGUAAAGCGAGAAUGUGCAUGGAGGACCCUGGCACGAUGUGGAUGGAAUAGCUGAAGUAGAAGAGCAGAACAACUGGCUUCGUUUUGUUUUUGUUUUUUAACUUAACGUGUCGUACAUGUAAAGUGAAAGCGGGUCUCCAUUAGCUGUGGGGCCGGUCGGGACUCAACUGACUCACUGAUGGAAACAGAGAGGAGGAAAAAGGGGAAAUCUCUUCGCUCGAGCAGCAGAAGCGCCAUGCACUGGCGGGGCAUCAUCUAACGCUCCUCUCCGGCUGAAAUGUAAUACAUCGUCGCCCCUGUGGACCAUGUAGUAAGUGUUCGUGCUUUGCGUGUAGUAUGAUAUUGAGUCCGAUAUGUCUAAUGUGACGCCGAGUAAAAGCGUGGAAUGGCUGCAACUCGAGUUAGAGUCCGGGGGCACUUCUCUGCUCCUGCUGGACUGCCGUCCACAUGAGCUGUACGAGUCAUCCCACAUAGAGACCGCCAUAAACCUGGCCAUACCGGGGCUCAUGCUCCGGAGGUUCAAAAAGGGCAACAUACCUAUCCGGACUAUCAUCCCCAACCAUGAGGACAAGGAGAAGUUCAUAAGACGGUGCAAGACGGACACGGUCGUCCUGUACGAUGAGUGCACGGCGGGCUGGCAGGACUGUGGAGCCCCGGCGUCGGUUUUGGGUCUACUUCUUCAAAAACUAUGGGAGGACGGCUGUAAGGCGUUUUACCUGGAAGGUGGAUUUGUAAAGUUUCACACAGAGUACCCAGAACACUGCGAGACCCUCAUUGACAGCUCCUGUCCCAGCUCCUCUCCUCCGCUGUCCGUCCUGGGUUUCGGAAAUCUCCGCAUCAGCUCCGAUUGUUCUGAUGGUGAAUCUGAUCGGGAGCCGAGCAGUGCUACAGAGUCUGAGGAGAGCCCGAUCCCCAACAACCAGCCCGCGUUCCCUGUCCAGAUCAUACCCUACCUUUUCCUGGGCUGUGCCAAAGACUCCGCUAACCUAGACGUGCUGAGCCAGUACAACAUCAAGUACAUCCUGAACGUCACACCCAAUCUCCCUAACAUGUUUGAGCACGACGGCCACUUCAGGUACAAACAGAUUCCCAUUUCGGACCACUGGAGUCAGAACCUGUCACAGUUCUUCCCAGAGGCCAUUUCAUUUAUAGACGAGGCACGGUCGAAGCAGUGCGGCAUCCUGGUCCACUGCCUGGCCGGCAUCAGUCGCUCAGUCACCGUCACUGUGGCCUACCUGAUGCAAAAACUGAACCUCUCCCUCAACGACGCGUAUGACUUCGUCAAGAGGAAGAAGUCCAACAUUUCCCCAAACUUCAACUUCAUGGGUCAGCUCUUGGACUUUGAGAGGACACUGGCACUGCGCAGUCCCUGUGAUAACCGUUCCACCAGCAAGGAGCAGCUCUUCUUCACGACGCCAACCAAUCACAACGUCUUCCAGCUGGACACGCUGGAGUCAACAUGAAGAUUGACUGGACAGCCUUUUUAUUGACUCCUGUGGCGUCUUCUGGGGUUUUCUGAGCUUGUCAGAUGCCCAAGUAGCUGACACAAGCAGUAAGUCAGUUACAAUAUUUCUGCACCAAAAGGAACUACAUUGAUCUGUUAAAGGAACUGUACCCGUGUGUAGAUUCCAUUCAAUUCUGUCUCGAUGCCUUAACACCUAACAUGAGGAUGAAUCUAGCUAUCCACCAUACAUGGCGUUAAUCAGUAGUCAUGUACAGCCAUAACAGCAGGACAUUUCAUAACUUUUCUAUUAAAUCUACGAUUGUUGUUCGACUGUUAUUUGUUAUUCACCAGCUGUAAAGUGGAUGUUUAUGCAUUGCUUUGUAUCAGUCAUGAAUUGCCUUGAUGGUCUAAAAGGAGUCUUUGGCCAAUCAGAAUGUUGUCUGGGGACCAAUCUGCAAUGUUUGGUGGUACUCUAGCUGAGGGAAAUAAGCUACUAAAGUGAUCCGGCCUCGAAUUAUUGUCCAGUCUUUCCUCUGAUGACUGUUGGCAGCUCUCUCACAGCAGAAUGGAGUGACAACAGAACGUUUUUUUUCCCUCAUGCUUUAACUGCUAAUACAUUCACUAAUGUCUGGUCAGCACCAUGAUGGUAAGUGUUUUUCUUUAAGAUCAUGUGGCCCCUUACGUGAGCAAAAAUGUUAUUCUUCAGAAACGCCCCUGUACAUUCUGUUGCUUAUAGCUGCAUUAUUUUGCAUGUGUUUAUGUUCUGUGGUUGAAGCCUUGACAAUACUUUCACAUGAAAUUGAACUAUGUGUCAGUUGCCAGGUCGAGGUAUAGCUCAUAGGACUGGUUUUUGCCACGAUUGAAAAGAAGCAUAUGUGCAAGUAAUCCAGUGUAUAAAGGAAUGGAUGUGUUCACCAUAUUUUUUACUCUGACAGUCUUCGGUCUGCAGCUACUCCUUCUGUGGCACAAUAAUGUUAAGGGAAACAUGAUGUAUAAUUAGCUGUUCUCUAUUGCCAGUCUCGUCUCAGAACAAAUGAGUGAGUUCGAUGAAUGAGAGGGAAUGAAAGGAAACGAGUUUGACAAAUGUGUUCUUACCUCACAGAGAGACAUUUUUCAGGGAUUUUUAUACACGGCAUCUGUAUCUCGUCAUGGCCUCUUAAAUUGCAUCCAAGGGCUGUUUUGUCUGGUAUGUUUGUAAAGAUGUACAUAAAAUGUGGUUGUGUUAGGGGACAUUUUCUCAAAAUCAUGAAGGAUGCGAAUGUCACCCUAUUUUGACCCUUAUGUAUAGUAUAUGUAAAGCUAAAUGUCCAAGACAUUCUGUACAAGUUUAUACAACAAAUAUAUUGUAUAUUUUUACUUGAA